Messenger RNA from Hemibagrus wyckioides, 4161 nucleotides. It is a transcript of the gene trpm5, whose product is annotated as transient receptor potential cation channel, subfamily M, member 5. Gene Ontology annotation, molecular function: ligand-gated calcium channel activity; calcium-activated cation channel activity. Gene Ontology annotation, biological process: calcium ion transmembrane transport. The transcript is spliced from 26 exons. The record is from RefSeq and is a predicted model, not a curated record. Gene Ontology annotation, cellular component: membrane. Bases 132 to 3704 code for a protein of 1190 amino acids. NCBI's taxonomy places the organism in Eukaryota, Metazoa, Chordata, Actinopteri, Siluriformes, Bagridae.
GGUUGGUCAUCUUUGGUAAGAGCACACCUGUGCUUCAUUUCCUGGUUUGAAUGAAACGUGUCCAGAGCUCAGUGUUCAGGUGAGAGCUGAAACACCGCAGGGGCAGAAGCGAAGACAAAGAGGCAAGCAAGAUGCCUGAGCUUCAGGACACUCCUAUGGUGUUGAUACCUCCAGGGAGGAAGUGUGCAAACUGUGGAGAACCAGUACUUGAACCAGAUGAAGAAGGAAAUGUGUUAGGAUGUCAGUGUUACUCUGAAGACACAGAAAAUGAUGAAGCCUCGAGCCAUAAAGCUAAAGACAAGCGGAACAAAUCCCACUGGACAGCCGGUCACUUGGGGGACAUCGACUUUACUGGGACCAACAAGUCCAGGGGCAAGUUUGCCAGGGUUAGCAGUGACACAGAGCCAGAGUUGAUCUACCAGCUGAUGACUGAGCAGUGGGGUCUUGCUUCUCCACAUCUGGUGGUGGGUCUGGUGGGUGGUGAUGAACAGGCCCAGAUGAAACCCUGGCUCAGAGACACAGUGAGGAAAGGCUUAGUGAAAGCUGCACAGAGUACAGGAGCAUGGAUUCUGACCAGCGGCCUGCGGUUUGGCAUCACAAAGCAUCUGGGCCAGGCAGUAAGAGACCACUCACUGGCCAGUACUUCUUCAAAGGUGCGUGUGGUGGCCAUUGGAGUUGCUCCCUGGACCAAGAUCCACAACCGAGAAAUGCUGCUCUCCGCCAAGCCUGAUCAGCCAGCGCCCUACCCCUCAGAGGAUCUUCCCCAUGGUGCUGUGUACUCUCUGGACAGCAACCACUCUCAUUUCAUCCUAGUGGAAGAGGAUCCGAAGAAGCCUGGUGCUACCAGUAACAUGCGUGUCAAACUGCUAAAACACAUCUCAGAACAGCGUACUGGACAUGGAGGGCCUGGCAGCUUUGAAAUUCCUGUUUUAUGUCUGCUUGUGCACGGAGAACCAAAGUUAUUGCAGAGGAUGUACAAGACAAUCCUGAAUUCAACUCCUUGGCUGAUCCUGGCUGGCUCAGGUGGUGUAGCAGACAUUUUAGUUACACUGAUAAACCAGGCUUGUUGGGAUACUGCAAUCGUCCAAGAACUUCUGAUUGAUACAUUUCCCAAUGGCCAAAGUGCUGCAAUGGCUUCCUGGAUUAAACUGAUUCAGAAAAUUUUGGAUAAUAUCCACCUGCUGACAGUACAUGACCCCGAGCAGGAGACCUCCGAUCUAGACACUGUUAUCCUCAAAGCACUAGUUAAAGCUAAUAAAAGUCAGAGUCAGCAGGCACAGGACUUCCUAGAUGAGCUGAAACUGGCUGUGGCCUGGAACAGAGUAGACAUCGCAAAGAGCGAGAUUUUCAAUGGAGAUGUAGAAUGGACUGCAGAUGAUCUUGACGAGGUCAUGAUGGACGCUUUGGUCAAUGAUAAGCCAGAUUUUGUUCGCCUGUUUGUGGACAAUGGGGUGAACCUUGCUGAAUUUAUGACUUACAGCCGUCUCCAGGAUCUCUACUGCACUGUGCGUGAGAAGAGCCUCCUGUAUGAGCUUCUCCUGAAGAAACACAAUGAGAAACAGGUGCUGCUCUCUGCCCGAUCAGCUGGACAUGCUCACACAGAGGUAGGGGAUAGACGGCCUCGCUUCACUCUGCUUGAAGUCUCCAAGGUGCUGAAGGAUUUUCUGCAUGACUCCUGUAGGGGUUUUUACCAGAAACUUCCAGUGGAGAGGGUAGGCAAGGGUCGGCUUUUUCACAAUCAGAAAGAUCUCAUCGACCUGGACCAGCAUUGUGAGCAUCCUUUGAGGGAUCUCUUCCUUUGGGCUGUCCUGCAGAACAGACAAACAAUGGCCAACUACUUCUGGGCCUUGGGCCCUGAAGCAGUGGCUGCAGCUCUCGCUGGCUGCAAAAUCCUUAAGGAGAUGGCUCAUUUGGAGUCAGAGGCCGAGAAUGCACGGAGCAUGAAGGAAGCCAAAUAUGAGCAGUUUGCUUUAGAUUUGUUUAGUGAGUGCUACUCUAACAGUGAGGACCGAGCAUAUGCUCUGCUUGUGAGAAAGACCAGCUGCUGGAACCAAACCACAGUGCUGAACCUGGCCACAGAGGCAGAUGCAAAGUCUUUUUUUGCCCAUGAUGGAGUUCAGGCAUUGCUGACUAAAAUCUGGUGGGGAGCCAUGACAACAGAUACAGCCAUUUCUAAACUGGUCGUGUCUUUCUUCUUUCCACCUCUAAUAUGGACUAAUCUGAUUAAAUUCAGUGAUGUAGCAUUAGAGAAUCGAGUUGGAGGAGAGCAGUUUGCAGAGCUGGACAGUCAGGAAACAGAGAAAGCCCUGCUACUGACUGAUGAGGACCCAGCUGAUGUGGAGGCAGCCGGUGAUUCUGCUGAUCAGAGUUGUGGUGCAGCUUGGAGCCAGUUCCUUCUACGUCGUUGGAAGCGCUUCUGGAGCGCCCCUGUCACUGUGUUCCUGGGCAAUGUCAUUAUGUACUUCGCUUUCCUAGUGCUCUUCACCUAUGUGCUGCUUCUGGACUUCCGGCCUCCGCCUCCAAACGGCCCUUCUCCAGCUGAGAUCAUUCUUUAUUUCUGGGUCUUUACACUAGUACUGGAGGAGCUCAGACAGAGUUUCUUCUCGGAUGAAGACAUCAGUAUAUUGAAGAAGUUUAAGCUCUAUGUGGAGGAUAACUGGAACAAGUGUGACAUGGUAGCCAUCUCUCUGUUCGUGAUUGGGGUGUCAUGCAGGAUGGUGGAGGGAACAUAUGAAGCUGGACGCACUGUCCUGGCUUUGGACUUCAUGGUUUAUACUUUAAGACUCAUCCACAUAUUUGCUAUCCACAAGCAGCUUGGGCCCAAGAUCAUCAUUGUGGAAAGAAUGAUGAAGGAUGUAUUCUUCUUCCUGUUCUUCCUGAGUGUGUGGCUGAUUGCAUAUGGUGUAGCGACUCAGGCUCUGCUCCACCCAAAUGACCCCCGACUGGACUGGGUGUUCCGCAGAGUGCUCUACCGACCAUACCUGCACAUAUUUGGCCAGAUUCCCCUAGAGGAGAUUGAUGCUGCUAAAAUGCCCCAAGAUAACUGUACCAUGGAUCUGCAAAUGAUCAUAGCUGGCACUCUACCCCCCUGCCCAAACAUCUACGCUAACUGGCUGGUCAUCCUGCUGCUGGUUAUCUAUUUACUGGUCACUAACGUACUUCUGCUCAAUCUUCUUAUUGCAAUGUUCAGCUAUACGUUCCAGCUGGUGCAGGGGAAUACCGACAUCUUUUGGAAAUUUCAGCGGUAUAAUCUGAUUGUGGAGUAUCACAGCCGACCUGCUCUUGCUCCUCCUUUCAUAAUUAUCAGCCACAUCUCUGAACUAGUUCUGACCAUCUUCGGAAAGGCUGAGGAAAACAUUGAGAUUUUGGAGAGGGACCUACCACCAGGCCUGGAUCAGAAGCUGAUGAUAUGGGAGUCUGUGCAAAAAGAGAACUUCCUGGCUAAACUUGAGAAACGUCACUUGGAAAGCAGUGAGGAGAGACUAAAGAGCACAUCCUCUAAGGUGCAAAGCUUGCUGAUGAGUGCAGCACGGUUUAAAGAGCAAGAAAAACGUUUGGCAUUUAUGGAGGCAGAGGUGAAAUACUGUGGAGAAGUGCUAUCCUGGAUGGCAGAAUGCUUCAAAAGGAGUACGCUAAAGUGUGACAAAGACGCUCCCAAAAGCCCACGCACCAAGGCCAGCAGUGGAGGGGCAGCGAAAGAAUGAGAAGCUUGAUCAGGAGCAACUGAAGUUUUGUAAUAGAGAAGAAAUGCCACCCUUUCAAAAAGUCAAAAUGAAAGCUUGCACUUAUGAUUAUUUAUUUUUUUCUAUUUAUUUUUACAGUUAUAUUUUUAAAGAUUUUUAUGAAUCUAUAUCAUACAUUUAAAAACCUAAUGCUCAUAAUUGAUGUAGAAUCAUUUUUCGUUUGAACUUUUAUUAUUUUUAAGAUUAUAAUAAUACAUUUUUAAUUAGUAAAGAAUUUGUUUUAUUUGUUGAAAAGUCUUAUUCCCUACAUGCCUUUGCAUACUGAUGACAUCUUUUUUAUGAAGUACAGCAACUUUGUGGCUGAAAUGGUUCCAGCCCCUAACUUACAUUUCCUCUACCCAGCUUCCCUGUUUUAAGCAAUGAUGUAAAUGUUGUGUUUGAAUCGCAGGAAUUAUGUUUAUUAAAUUAUUUGUAUUUU